Molecule: messenger RNA, 1978 nt
Organism: [Torrubiella] hemipterigena
Lineage: Eukaryota; Fungi; Ascomycota; Sordariomycetes; Hypocreales; Clavicipitaceae
Source: the annotation of a GenBank genome assembly
UUCCUAAGCGCCCCUCAACAGCCCCGCGGUAACUUUCUUGGACAUCGUCACGUUGUAGCGCUCAUUUUUUUUUUUGCGCGCUUUCUUUUCGUUAUCGGCGGCCGUUGUCCCUUCUUUUUUUCUUCAUUUUGGAAAAUAAUUCUACUUGAUUCUCCUCGCCGAGGACUUCCUUUUGUUACCGGCUGAUCUGCUCCGAGAAUGCAUCCUCGCGACGCCUAGAAACUGUCGCGUCUCGUUCCCGCCGCAGCCUAAGAAGAGGCACACGACAACGCCCAGCGGCCCUUAACACUCUCCUGAAACUCGAUUUGAUAAGUCAAAGACCAUAGAAUCACAAUGAGCGACACCGCCAUGGUCGACAGCGCUGUUGCGACAACAACGGAGAACUCGCAAGCGCACGUUCUGCACCAGUUGGAGCAGCAGCAAACUUCGACGCCCGACUGCCCAACUCCGCCGCGACCAGUCCCAGAAUCCGACCCAAAGCUUGCUUCCGAUGCAGACAAGACGCCCCCGACGCCUCCGCAAGAGCCGAACCUCUUUACGCUGCCUGCGACAGACGCGCUUCGACUGCUCAGCGCAAGCGUGGAACUUCUGGUACGCAUGACGGGCGAUAUCCCGCCCACACCGCCGCCGAGACAGGCUACAAAUCCACAGAUGAGCGACAUGCAGGCUGAAAAGGAAAACAUUGUCCGCUCCCACUCCAACAAGAACCUUGCACAGCUGCGGCGCGAAGCCUCCCGCGAGACCCUCGAACGCCGGAUCAGCAACACGGGCUCCAUCACUGGCAAGCGGCCCGCCGACGAGGAACAUGCCGGCGGCAAAACAAAGCUCCAGGCAUACAGCGCGGCCAUGAGCGCCCAGCUAGCCAGCCAACAAGCAGGCGGUGCCUCCGAACAAGAGCCUAUUGACGGCGUGAAGCUCCGCGGGGGUGACAUUGCAGCCAAGCGCCCACCCCCUCCGACACCGUACAUUGUGGUCGGCGCCGACUCGCAGCCCUUGAAUCUGCAGCAUGGGGCCAUCACGCGCAAAUUCUACAGCAAGAACGAGCCGCCAAUCAGCAUCAACCAGUAUCUGAUCCGGUUGCACCAGUUCUGCCCGAUGAGCUCGGCCGUGUACCUUGCCACAUCGCUGUACAUUCACCGGCUGGCGGUGGAGGAGCGAGCCAUCCCCGUGACAAGGCGCAAUGCCCAUAGGCUGGUGCUUGCGGGCUUGCGCGUGGCCAUGAAGGCGCUCGAGGACCUGUCGUACCCGCAUACAAAGUUUGCCAAGGUGGGCGGUGUGAGUGAGGGCGAGCUGGCGAGACUCGAGAUUUCGUUUUGCUUCCUUACGGGCUUUGAGCUUGUCGUGGGCGAGGAGCUGCUCCAAGCUCACUGGGAAGCACUGCGUAAUAGUAAUGCACAGGCUGUCCUGGAUAGCAUGGAGCCGCCGACGCUGACGCUCUCCAAGAAGACUGCGGCUUGAGCAACAGUUCUUCUGGAAUGCUGUUGGCAUGCAUCUUUGUUUAUUCUUUUUCAUUUGGCGUUUGGGCUUAAGCAUACAUAUGGACGGAAUCGGCGAUUUACCUUUUUUGCUUAUGACUAACCCCGUGUUUGUUUUAUUGUUUUAUUUGGCAGAGCAUGGGUUAUAAUGAAAUCGGAGUUUAAUGGGGCUAUCUGUAUUUUGUGCUUUUUUUAAAUCCUUGUUUUAUAUAGAUUGAUAAGAUGGGCGUUUAUAUACCAGAUUGCAGCAUUUUUUUAUAUACAUGGCAGUCCUAUAUGUACGUCUCCUUGUCUACACCUAAUCUAUGAAUAUCUAUCUACUAAAUACAAAACUUGCGUACACAACACAAAACAAGCCAUCUUCUUUGAGAGUGUUUUUUUUAUCGCAACACCCCCUCUUUCUCUGCUUCAUACGCACAUUUCGUCACAAAUCGUCCAAGUCAUAUGAGAUGCCUCGGCCACCAAAUUAGGCAUCCGCUGCAGCUAGCGGCGUUGAGGCGCUC